Molecule: messenger RNA, 1473 nt
Organism: Triticum dicoccoides
Lineage: Eukaryota; Viridiplantae; Streptophyta; Magnoliopsida; Poales; Poaceae
Product: protein ETHYLENE-INSENSITIVE 2-like
Exons: 6
Coding region: 1-1473 (490 amino acids)
Biological process (GO): iron ion transmembrane transport; manganese ion transport
Cellular component (GO): plasma membrane
Molecular function (GO): cadmium ion transmembrane transporter activity; manganese ion transmembrane transporter activity
Source: RefSeq, a predicted model, not a curated record
AUGGAAGCUGUGCGCGGCAUCGAGUCCCUGGCUGGUGGAGAUGGCCGGCAUCAUGUUUCCCAUACCCUUGGGACGACCCUGCUGAUCUCGGUGGGGUACAUCGAUCUCGGCAAGUGGGUGGCCGCGGUUGAUUCCGGGGCUCGCUUUGGCUACGACCUCGUGCUACUGGUGCUCUUCUUCAACUUGUCCGCGGUUCUCAAUCAGUAUCUCUCAACUUGCAUCGGCAUGGUCACCGGCAAGAAUCUUGCACUGAUUUCCCGCCAGGAGUACAGCCAGUUCAUAUGUGUUGGCCUUGGUCUCCAUGCAGAGAUAUCUUUGUUUACUUCAGAACUAACCAUGAUUUUGGGCAUAGCAGUUGGAUACAAUCUUGUAUUUGAUCAGGAUGAUUUUAUCACAGCCAUUAUUUUUGCAUGUCUUGUAAUUAAUGUGCUGCCAUAUAUUUUCUCCCCUAGGGACAAGAGGAUGGCUGGAACGUUAAAUGCAUGCAUAGCUGGCUUUACGAUUCUUUGUUUUGUGCUUGGUUUAUUAAUCAGUCAACCAGAGAUUCCCCUCCAUGUGAAUGUGAUGUUCCCUAAGUUGAGUGGUGAAAGUGCUUACUCAUUGAUGGCACUUAUGGGUACAAACAUAGUGUCCCACAAUUGUUAUGUACAUUCGUCCAUUGUUCAGGUUCAGAGGUCUCAUGUUCAUAGCCUCGGUGCCCUGUUUCAUGACCACCUUUUUUCUAUAUUAUUUACUUUUACUGGGGUCUUUCUUGUGAACUAUGUUCUGUUGAGCUCAGCAGCGGCGGAAUCUAGUCACAAUGUGAUCCUCACAUUUCAUGAUGCUGUAGAGCUAAUGAACGAGAUAUUUACGAGUUCCAUUGCACCACUUGUGUUCUUAGCAGUUCUUCUCUUUUCGAGCCACAUCAUCACAUUGACAUCUGUUAUAACUAGCCAUGUAGUCACUGAGCAUUUCUUUGGCACAAACUUGUCCCUAUUUGCGCAUCAUGUGCUACUUAAGAUUCUUGCCACGAUUCCUGCCAUCUAUUGUGCAAGAUUAGAAGGCUCUGAAGGGGUAUAUCAGUUAAUCAUUCUUUGUCCAGUAAUCCAGGCAUUUACCCUUCCUUCAUCGGUCAUUCCUAUUUUCCGCAUUGCCUCAUCAAUGUCAAUAAUGGGCAACUACAAGAUAUCUCUAUAUGUUGAAACAUUAGCCUUUAUUGCAUUCUGUCUUACGUUAUUUGUAAAUAUCAUCUUCGCGGCGGAAAUCAUGUUUGGUGAGAGCGCCUGGACAAACAACCUGAAAGGGAACACUGAAACCCCGGUGGUAAUACCACAUAGUGUACUGAUCCUCAUGUCUUGUGCAUCUAUUGCUUUUGCACUCUUCCUGGUUGUUACUCCACUAAAUUCAUCAAGUAGGGAAACUGAAACACAUGACUUGUGUAUGGACUCUCAGAGAGAAGCACCAGAAGAAAUUCAAAGGUAUUCCAGCUACUGA